AGAUGAACAGCAGGACAACCUCUGAUAAGGGAAUGCUUUAAAUGUGGACCCUGAGAAGAAAUGCUCAUUUUCUCAUCAACAGAAUAACCUUCAGUUAAUUAAAAUGAAUCUGCAGUUUGUUACACUGGCUUUGGUCUUUGCUACCACAACAGCAUUUCCACUCGAUGAGAUCAGUCGAGAAGCAUGGAGUUUGCAGAGAGACAAUCAGGCGACUGAAAAGAAAAAUUUUGCCAAAGAUUCCAAUGGUGUGUGGAAGAACCAUGUGGUGAGCAGUGACCUUUACUCCCAAGACUCUCACAACCCCAUGGCGGCUGAACUGAGACGAAAGCUGAGUAUGGAGUCUGAGCGUCUGAGGGAUCGUCUAAAGCAGGAGCUCGCUGAGCUGAGGGACAGACUAUCUCCCUACCCCAGCCACCCAAAACACACCAUGGCCAACAUCAAGGAGUUCCUCGCCCCCUUCACUAAGCAGCUCCAGACAGCUCUCCAGUCCAACACUCAGGAACUCUGUGAGAAACUCAAUCUGAACCUCCAGGACCUGAACCCAGAGGAAGCCACUCUCUACCAGGAGGCAAUGCAGAGGAUCACGCUAGCCCUGGAUGAAAGCCACCAGAAAAGGACAGCAGCCUUUGAGGACUUUAAAACAAAAGCAUUUGAGGCUGUAGAGGAGAAACGAGACAGCAGUGUAAAGGAGCUUUGGGAGGAAGUCACUGCCAGGCUGGGACAGGAAGUGUGUACCUUCAGUUUAGAGGUACAAGGGAAGGUGGCGGCACUUAAGAUAGCAUUGGCAGACCAUCUAGCCUCGGCACAGCCUCCAAGGGAUGUGAUGACUUCAAAAGUGGAUCAGUUCUGCCAGAAUUCCUCAGCUCGGAAUCAACAGUUCAUUUCUAGCUUAGACCAACAGAUGAUCGUUCUACAAGAAAACCAGACUCAUGGUGAGUCAUCAGCUGGUUUCCAUCAGACAAACAUAGAGUCCAUACAGGAGGAUUUCUCAACCAGACUCACAGCCCUAUUACAAGACAUCGUACACACUCUAAAUUAAACAACACACCACCAUUCCAAUGUAAUGUAGUGUAAAUAAAAGCAUUUAUGUUCAGAUUGUACAAUGGGACCUGUAACUUUUGUAGAACAAUAUUGUUGUUUGUACAGUUUUCAGAAAGAACCUUAUGUAAAGCUCAGUGAAAAACAGUGAAGUGAAAGACAGAGCAGAAACGCUUUCUUCCUUUUACUGAAGAUAUUUUGUGUAAUGUGUGGAUAUGUUUCACAAACUUGUAAAUAAAAAGUUCAAUUUGUACAUAUUUGAAAUGAA
This is a messenger RNA of Carassius gibelio (silver crucian carp), 1306 nucleotides long. RefSeq lists its product as uncharacterized. The transcript is spliced from 4 exons. The record is from RefSeq and is a predicted model, not a curated record. NCBI's taxonomy places the organism in Eukaryota, Metazoa, Chordata, Actinopteri, Cypriniformes, Cyprinidae. The coding region runs from base 104 to 1039 and encodes 311 amino acids.